Protopolystoma xenopodis is the source of this 213-nucleotide messenger RNA. NCBI's taxonomy places the organism in Eukaryota, Metazoa, Platyhelminthes, Monogenea, Polystomatidea, Polystomatidae. The record is from the annotation of a GenBank genome assembly.
AUGCAUUGCCAUUUCGCCAGUCUCUCUUGUGUUGAUGCGAAAUUGCGUCUAAUCAGUCUUUGGCAGGGUCUUCCUCUACACGGAGUUGCCUUUUUCGAAGCCCGCUUCGAAACCACAGCUCCUGUCGCUUCAGCCAUGGCCGCACUCUUGACUACAGCUACAGCGCGCAGCUCUUCAGCUCGGGGUGUUGGCCCAUUUGCUACUGGUAAGUAA